CUGGUGCAUUGUCCCAUGUUCCAUGUCCGUCAUGUGAUAUUCGUCGCUCGAGAAAAAGUUUCGUGAUCGCAUCGUCCACUUUUUAUUUUUUAUUUUGCCCUAAAGCACUUUGCGUCGAUCCUUUGAGCCUGCAAAAUGGAUUCCGAGUGGGUGCCCCCGAUCGUCAUCACCAGCAUUUGGGCCUUCAUUGGCAUUAUCUGCCCCUUUUUCGCCCGUGGUCCCAACAGGGGGGUGACUCAAUGCUGCCUGAUGCUUACCGCAGCGACGUGCUGGCUGUUCUGGCUGUGCUGUUACAUGACGCAGCUGAACCCGCUGAUCGGACCCAAACUAAGCAUGGUCGAGAUCAUGAUCAUGGCCCGCGAGUGGGGCAAUGAAAUCAAGGACUCCAUGGAUAUAGUCGUCUAAUCAUAAUGUAUUCGUUUCACGUGUUUUGUUAUUGUUUCUUUACCCCGGAUGCUCUUGCAUUCUGUCGCUCUCGACAAACCCGUUAUAGAAAAUCAUAGAUAAACAACAUAUUUGUAAAUUUAGUACGUGCAAACCUAUAAUGUUAACCUUGACUUUUUGGCCAAGCAUUCCCAUCAAACCGAGUGUCUUACAAUGAAGAUUGAAACUUAUAAUAAAGUAAAUUUACACUUAGAGCUGAAAGUGUUCAUUUAAAUACAUUAUUGUUGUUUAAAA
Drosophila gunungcola (fruit fly) is the source of this 678-nucleotide messenger RNA. It is a transcript of the gene VhaM9.7-b, whose product is annotated as V-type proton ATPase subunit e. Gene Ontology annotation, biological process: proton transmembrane transport. The coding region runs from base 136 to 405 and encodes 89 amino acids. The transcript has 3 exons. Gene Ontology annotation, cellular component: proton-transporting V-type ATPase, V0 domain; plasma membrane proton-transporting V-type ATPase complex. Gene Ontology annotation, molecular function: proton-transporting ATPase activity, rotational mechanism. The record is from RefSeq and is a predicted model, not a curated record. NCBI's taxonomy places the organism in Eukaryota, Metazoa, Arthropoda, Insecta, Diptera, Drosophilidae.